Molecule: messenger RNA, 774 nt
Organism: Plasmodium vinckei vinckei
Lineage: Eukaryota; Apicomplexa; Aconoidasida; Haemosporida; Plasmodiidae
Product: conserved Plasmodium protein, unknown function
Exons: 1
Coding region: 1-774 (257 amino acids)
Source: RefSeq, a predicted model, not a curated record
AUGAAAGGAAAUAAAGGAAGAAUAAAAUUAAAAAUACAACUAGGGAAUGAAAAUAGCAAUACUGAAAGUAGUUUAGUAAGAAAUAAGAGUUCAGUUUACAGUGAUUCAAAUCAAAGUAAAGAAAAUUUUAAAGGCGAUGAUAAUAAUAGUAACGCAUCCGAUAAAAAACUUAAAGACAAAAAUUUAGAAAAAAAGAUAGUUUCAGUUAUAUCUAAGUUAACCAAAAUAGCUUGUAUAUGUGAAAAUAAAAAAACUACUAAUUUGAACAAUAUUGAAAAUAAUAGCGAGCAUAUAAAACUUUGUAAAAAAUUAAUAAAGCAAAUGUACAAAUAUGAAAAAUGUUUAAUUAAUAUAAAUAAUUAUAUAAAUGAUAAAAAUAAUAAUCUUGAUGAAGUUACAUUUCCCACUGGCUUAGUCAAAGCAGUUGAUAAUUACAUGAGUGCCGAUGUAUGGAUGUAUAAAUAUUUAUUAGUUGAAUGCAAGAAAUAUAACGACAAAUACAGAAAUAUAAUACAAAAUAUUUCUACAUUUAACGCAACAUUGAAACAUAAAAUUCUUAACGAAGAUUCUAACCAAAUUGUUAUGCCUAUUUACUCCCCUGUUUCCGACGAUAAAUUGUCAUUUUUAGAUGAAUCACAUAGAAAUUAUUAUAAAAACGUACACAUACCUAAAGAGCUUGCUCAAAAUUAUAUCGAACUAGCGACUAAAGAAAAGGAGCCCCAUGAGGGUGAAGCAUCAAAUGAACAAGAAAAACAGCAACUAACAAGUGAAUAG